CGUUUGUCCUCGUCCUCCUCGCUUUCCACUCCUCUCUCAUCACAUCACCACCCCGUGCCCCUCUCUCCAUCUCUCUGUAUAUACCCCUCUCUUUCAACUUUCAAACAAUCAACAAUCGAUUCGUUCAAUUCAAGCCUCUGUUUUCGCCAUGAUUUCUCACACCAAAAAUUUCUCCUUUGUCUUUUGCUCUGCCUUUCUCGUGCUGUUGGUAACUGGGUUUUCCACAAACCUUCCAAUAGUGUCCUUUGAUGAAGGCUAUUCGCAUCUAUUUGGUGACACAAAUCUCAUGGUUCUCAGAGAUGGAAAAUCUGCUCACAUCUCUUUGGACCAAAGAACAGGUGCUGGGUUUCUGUCACAAGACCUUUACCUCCAUGGCUAUUUCAGUGCUUCGAUAAAGCUUCCUGCAGAUUAUACAGCUGGUGUGGUUGUUGCUUUCUAUAUGUCGAAUGGUGACAUGUUUGAGAAGAACCAUGAUGAGAUCGAUUUCGAGUUCUUGGGGAACAUUAGGGGUAAAAAUUGGAGAAUUCAGACAAAUAUUUAUGGAAAUGGAAGCACAAGCACUGGGAGAGAAGAGAGAUAUGGCCUCUGGUUUGACCCCUCUGAGGAUUUCCACCAGUAUAGCAUCCUCUGGACUCCGAAUGUUAUUGUAUUCUACGUCGACAAUGUCCCCAUAAGAGAGAUCAAGAGGACAGAAGCCAUGGGUGGGGACUUCCCCUCUAAACCAAUGUCCUUAUAUGCAACAAUAUGGGAUGGGUCCAGUUGGGCCACAAAUGGAGGAAAAUACAGAGUCAAUUACAAAUACGCCCCUUACACCGCUGAGUUUUCCGACUUCGUCCUCCACGGAUGCGCUGUCGACCCCAUCGAACUCUCCAAGUGCGACACCCUUCCGAAACUGCCCACCAUGUCAAGCCAACAGCGAGUGAAGAUGACCGCGUUCAGGAACAAGCACAUGCAAUACUCGUACUGCUACGACCGCGCUCGAUACAAGGUCCCUCCCUCCGAGUGCGUGAUCGAGCCCAAGGAGGCCGAACGCCUCCGAGGAUUCGACCCCGUGACGUUCGGAGGCACCCGUCGUCUUCACAAGAGGCACCACCGUGUUAGGCCAACUAGGGCUGAGGCAUCUUCCGUUUGAUCGGGUUUGAUCGGGUCAUCGGGCACAUGUCCCGUUGAUUUAGGUCCGUGGGGCUGUGAAUAGAAGAAUGAGAGCUAAUAGAGGGAAAGGGACAUAUGGUAAGAGAUUUAUUCCUAAAUGGGGCAUUGAUUAUGAUAUGAUUUGGUAUGUGUAUAUUUCAUUUCAUACCUUUAGUUUGCCCCAUUCAGUUUUUUCCUCAUUGGUAUUACUAUUAUUGUCGUUAUUAUAUAUACAUCCUUGGCUUUAUUGAAUUUAAUUUUGAUGAA
Molecule: messenger RNA, 1398 nt
Organism: Salvia hispanica
Lineage: Eukaryota; Viridiplantae; Streptophyta; Magnoliopsida; Lamiales; Lamiaceae
Product: putative xyloglucan endotransglucosylase/hydrolase protein 28
Biological process (GO): xyloglucan metabolic process; cell wall biogenesis
Cellular component (GO): cell wall; apoplast
Molecular function (GO): xyloglucan:xyloglucosyl transferase activity; hydrolase activity, hydrolyzing O-glycosyl compounds
Source: RefSeq, a predicted model, not a curated record